Molecule: messenger RNA, 691 nt
Organism: Myxocyprinus asiaticus (Chinese sucker)
Lineage: Eukaryota; Metazoa; Chordata; Actinopteri; Cypriniformes; Catostomidae
Product: acyl carrier protein, mitochondrial-like
Exons: 5
Coding region: 26-499 (157 amino acids)
Biological process (GO): fatty acid biosynthetic process
Cellular component (GO): mitochondrion
Molecular function (GO): acyl carrier activity; acyl binding
Source: RefSeq, a predicted model, not a curated record
UUUCUGGGACUGAUAUUCCACAGACAUGGCGUCUCGGGCGCUUGCACACUCGGUGCGCUCCAUCGCUCGCGCUUCUGCAAGGUUAAAUCAGGGCAAUGUGCUCACGAGAUCCGCCUGUGCACCCCGCGUGUCAACCCAACGACCACUCUCUGUCAUUUCAAGCAAUCAGCGGACGAGGUGGACUGAACUAGUGCGGAUUACAGAACCCUCUUUUCAGCUCUGUCGACAUUAUGGGGAUCUUCCACCUCUCACUAUAGAGAGCAUCCAAGACCGUGUUAUGUACGUCCUAAAACUGUACGACAAGAUCAAUCCGGAGAAGCUUCAAACAUCAUCACAUUUCAUGAAAGAUUUGGGACUGGACAGUUUGGACCAAGUGGAGAUUAUAAUGGCUAUGGAAGAUGAGUUUGGAUUUGAGAUUCCAGAUGCAGAGGCGGAGAAGCUUAUGACUCCUGCCGAGAUCGUACAGUACCUUGCAGAUAAAAAAGAUGUUUAUGUAUAGAGGCAUGUCAUAUUGUAUGGAAGAUUGACUCUCUUUUAAACAAUAUGGACAUGGAUCAACUGUAUUCCAGUGUUCAGUUUCUGUCUCUUACUUAUGGAGUCAACUGCUUUGUCCUGUGUACUUUUGUAUUUAAUGACGAUGUAUAAACUCCUUGGAGCUUGAGUUGAAAAUAAAACCAAGACAAAAUGGUAA